Molecule: messenger RNA, 1811 nt
Organism: Prosopis cineraria
Lineage: Eukaryota; Viridiplantae; Streptophyta; Magnoliopsida; Fabales; Fabaceae
Product: pentatricopeptide repeat-containing protein At4g01400, mitochondrial
Exons: 1
Coding region: 189-1616 (475 amino acids)
Molecular function (GO): protein binding
Source: RefSeq, a predicted model, not a curated record
CAGAAUCCCAGAAAGAGAGCAGAAUGUCAUGACUUUGGGCUACAUAACAUAGAACCCAACCAAGGUCACUUCCUUGACCCAAAAGAAAGCAGGCUUCUUAUGCUAUAAGGUUCAAACUUGGUAACUCAUCUCUUCGCCACCAUUUCUGGCUUCCGCUCUUCCCGAUCCCGAAACCCGAACCAGAAGGGAUGCUCAGACCAAAUCUCCGUUCCUUCAAAACUAUAACAACCAUCUCUUCUGUUCAUAUCUCACCUCUAAGGAAACACCUACUGUCCCUCUUCUUCUCAUCACUGCCUCAUCAGUUGCAGAGCCCAAUUCAACACCAGGAGCAUCAUCAAGCUGUCGAUUCCUCAUAUUCUGAUGGUUCAAGUUCAUCAAUUGGGUCUCCUGCCAGAGUCCAGAAGCUCAUAGCUUCGCAACCGAACCCUCUUCUCGCCAAGGAAAUCUUCGACUACGCCUCUCGCCAACCCGACUUCCGUCACUCUUACUCGACCUACCUCAUUCUCAUUCUCAAACUGGGCCGCGCCAGAUACUUCUCCCUCGUUGAUGAUCUCCUUCGUCGCUUGAAAUCGGAUUCGCAACCCAUUACUCCUACACUCUUUUCAUACUUGAUCAAAGUCUACGGUGAAGCUGGUUUGCCUGAUAAAGCCCUCAAAACCUUCUACACUAUGAUGCAAUUUGAUUGUAAACCUUUACCCAAACACCUGAACCGCAUUCUUGAAAUUCUCGUGGCUCACAGGAAUUAUGUGCGACCCGCUUUUGAUCUCUUCAGAGAUGCUCAUAGGUAUGGAGUAAUGCCUAAUACAAAGUCAUACAAUAUUCUGAUGCGGGCGUUUUGUUUAAAUGGAGAUAUAAGUAUUGCCUUCUCACUGUUCAACAAAAUGUUUAAGAGAGAUCUCUUUCCAGAUAUAGAUUCUUAUAGAAUUUUGAUGCAGGGAUUGUGUAGAAAGAGUCAAGUAAAUGGGGCUGUUGACUUGUUGGAGGAUAUGUUGAACAAAGGGUUGGUACCAGAUACAUUAACCUAUACUACUUUGCUGAAUAGUUUGUGUAGGAAAAAGAAGCUCAGAGAAGCAUACAAACUUCUUUGCAGGAUGAAGGUUAAGGGAUGCAAUCCUGACAUUGUUCAUUAUAAUACUGUUAUACUGGGGUUCUGCAGGGUAGGCCGUGCUCUUGAUGCUUGUAAGGUUAUUGAUGACAUGCAAUCAAAUGGGUGUUUACCCAAUUUGGUAUCUUACCGUACUUUGACAAAUGGUUUAUGCGAUGAGGGAAUGUUAGAUGAGGCAAACAGGUACAUGGAGGACAUGUUGUCAAAAGGAUUUUUUCCCCAUUUCUCUGUUAUUCACGCCUUAGUUAAGGGCUACUGCAAUGUUGGUAAGAUUGAUGAAGCUUGUAGAGUGCUCACUAAAUCGCUAGAACAUGGGGAAGUGCCUCACAUGGAUAGUUGGGCGAUCAUAAUACCUAGAAUCUGUGAAGUGGAGGAUAAUGCCAAGAUGAGGGAUAUUUUUGAAGGAGUUCUGAAGAUUGAAAUAAAAGGUAACACUAGAAUAGUGGAGGCUGGUAUCGGUUUGGAGAAUUACUUGAUUAGGAAGAUACAAUCAAGGUCAAGGGGACAUUAAACAUAUCCCAUCUACAUGGCUAACGAUUUGUUUCUGACCUCUGUUUAUCAUGUCGGAUCCUGCCUAUUUAGUCUCAGAUGAGAAUCCCCAUUCCUUGAUGGUAUGAGUACUCUAAUUGCUCCUUGGGUGUUCGUUUGUAUAUAAAUGAUCUUACAUAAAUGAUGUAUUCGGGGUUCUGACUGGUCAUUGUGUCAA